ACCUAGCAAAAAUACAUCAAGUGGCCAUGGAAAAUGGAGAGAUCAAGAGUAUCAAACACGGCCACGUAGCUCCACUUCACAGCAACCACAACGCCCAAUCUCUCCCGACCUCUAAUUUUCACUUAUAAACACAGAGAAACUGCCGUCGAUUCUUAGAAUUUCAGAUUCAAUCGAACGAACUAACCGGCGGCGGCGAUGGUGGCGAUUUCUCCGUCCCACGGCGGGUUUCCGUCUCAAUUAAGGCAGGGGUGGAAGACGGUAAGGGGGAGGCCUGAUAGGAGCUCCAAUUUGAGAGUAUUGGCCAAAGCGGCGGAGAAGGGCGAGGAGAGAGAAAGCGGCGGCGGCGGAGGAGAGAAUAAGAAAUCGUUGUUCAGCAGCGUGACGGAGGCGUUGGAUUUCUCGGCGGUGCGAUCGAGUCGCGACGCCGAGCUCCUCGAUGAUGCCCGUCAGGCCACCAAAGCCGGCGGCAGAAUGACCCGGGAACAGUAUGGAGCUUUAAGAAGGAAAAUAGGAGGGACCUACAAGGACUUCUUCAAAUCUUACAUAGAAGUGGAUGGUCAAUAUGUUGAAGAAGGGUGGGUGGACAAGACAUGCAAAGUGUGCAAGAAGGACACAAGGGGAGAAGCAAGACAAGUUGACAAACUUGGAAGAUAUGUACAUGUUGCUUGUUUGGAGAAAUCCAAAUCUUCCUCAGGGAAUUUCUUCUCCAAGCUUUUCUCCAAAUGAAAAACUUAGUUUGAUCACAGAAAUUUGAAUUUGUGUAACGUGUAUUUAGUUCCUCAUACCAAAUAUAUUAUCCAUUUCCUAACAAGUUUUUAAAAUGUGCUAAUGUGGCUUCCAAAUCA
This is a messenger RNA of Benincasa hispida (wax gourd), 845 nucleotides long. Its product is annotated as potassium transporter. The record is from RefSeq and is a predicted model, not a curated record. Gene Ontology annotation, biological process: positive regulation of DNA-templated transcription; chloroplast organization. Lineage: Eukaryota; Viridiplantae; Streptophyta; Magnoliopsida; Cucurbitales; Cucurbitaceae.